GUUGCGUGAUGUUUUGAAGAUGCGUUUAGUUUGGUAAGUCAUUUGAGUUUGGCGUUGUAAGUGUUUGACACUGUGUCUAUCAAGAUAAGCAAAACCCGAUAUCGUCCUGUCCUGUAUGAGCAGACGAAUAACAGAGUUAAAUAUGAAGCUCAUCGUAUUGGGUGGCACUGGUCAGACGGGGCAGCACUUAGUAAGCCAGGCACUGCAACAAGGGCACACCGUUACCGCUGUGGUGCGGAACCCAGGCAAAAUGACAGUGUCACAUGAGAACCUGAAGGUCGUGGAGGGAAAUAUCUUCUCUGAGGACAGCCUGAAGCCACACUUCCAGGGCCAUGAUGCAGUGCUCUCCUGUCUUGGUUUCCCCACAUCAUUUUUCUCUGGAGUCACAGGCUACACCCAGUCAAUGAAUGCCACCCUCAGCGCCAUGAGAGAGACCAAAAUGAAUCGUGUCAUCACCAUGACUUCCUGGUAUACUGCCCCUGGAUCUUCAGACACUGCUCCAUUUUUCAUCCGCAACGUGCUGAUUCCAAUGAUCCGGAGUGUGCUCACCAACAUGUAUGAAAUGGAGGGCCUUUUGAAGAAGAAUGAGGACAUCAACUGGACAGUUGUUCGACCUCCUGGACUCGGGAAUGCACCUGAAACAGACAAAGAGAUUGUGACUCAUGAAGGGUACUUUGUUCCUGAUAUCAGCGGACAAAUGGUAGCCAGGGGUGAUGUCGCUCGCUUCAUGCUCUCUCUCCUGGGCAACACUACUUGGCUGAAGAAGGGUGUCGCCAUGACCACUAAAUGAAAUGUUGAUGUUGCCUUGUGCAAUGCAGUGUUUGCUCAAGAACCAGAUUUCAAAAUAAAACAAAGACCAAAUAAUUUGAACAUGAACAUGAAGAGAAAUACCAAUCAUUACCAAGAGCCCUGCUCCUUCAUUAUCCUAACAACAAAAACAAAAACACAAGAGAGAGCUCAGUUAUUAACCUGUCAUACUCAGGUUUGUCACUAAAUCAUACCACUUGUGGGACAACACGAGAGUUUUUUGUAUGCGUUUCAUUUAGGACUGAAUUCACACUGGUGCCUUAAUUUUGUAAUUGCAAGUUACAUGUUAAUGUGUAUGUAAUGUGUUGCUUUGUGCAAUUAUUCAAUACUAAGGCUCUAAUUUUGUCCGUUAGACAGUUUACUAGAAUCACCUUUAUUGGUUCAUGAGUGUGUGAAUGUUACCGUUAUCUGUAUGGCCUGGAAAUAGAUAUGAGGUCACAAAUGCUUUUGAGCAUCUUUCUAUGGAAAAGGCGUUUUAUAAUAGUUCACUAGUGCUACUACAACAAGGCCUUGGUAACCUGUUUUAACAAGUGGUUUUCCAAACCAACACAUUUUUGCAAUAUAUGUUUUUGCAAGUAGCAACAUCUAACGAGAAGUGAAUACUGAAACUUGUUAUGUAUCGUAGGCACGGAAGCUGAACUUAAUGAAAUUCACAGCAUCUCCUCCGCUCAUUCGGCUUCUUUUUUUGAGUAUUGUGAAUGCUGGCAACAAAUAUUUAACAUUUAUUUACAGUAUUGUUGUUGUAAUAACACCGAAACACUUGCAUGGCAAUUACGUUAAACUGAUGGAAUGAAUGUUUGAAAGAAUAGCCUAGGGUGAAGGCUGCGACAUCAGGUGAAAUGGGACAAAUAUGGCUUUACAUCUUUACAUCAUAAAUAUUAGAAUCACUAAUAAUGUUAUGAUAUGGUAACUACAAAUGUUCAACAAUCAUUUUGAUUGGUCUGAGGUAACAACGUGGAUUACAAUUCAAAGAACCACUGGACCAGAACUUAAAAGAAAGUUACAUGGCAUGUUGAUUUUGUGUUGAUGGUGAUAUGGGCUCUGCAGCUAAAACCUUGAUGAUGUAACAUAAAACAUGUUUGUAUGAUGUGA
Sardina pilchardus (European sardine) is the source of this 1899-nucleotide messenger RNA. RefSeq lists its product as uncharacterized. Bases 116 to 790 code for a protein of 224 amino acids. NCBI's taxonomy places the organism in Eukaryota, Metazoa, Chordata, Actinopteri, Clupeiformes, Clupeidae. The transcript has 5 exons. The record is from RefSeq and is a predicted model, not a curated record.